This is a messenger RNA of Annulohypoxylon maeteangense, 1500 nucleotides long. RefSeq lists its product as uncharacterized. NCBI's taxonomy places the organism in Eukaryota, Fungi, Ascomycota, Sordariomycetes, Xylariales, Hypoxylaceae. The coding region runs from base 1 to 1500 and encodes 499 amino acids. The record is from RefSeq and is a predicted model, not a curated record. The transcript has 5 exons.
AUGAGCAUGCUCGAGCGCUUCGCAAGGUAUAACCAAGGCACGAGAUCCCGCCGCGACGUACCGAAACUAAACAUAAAACCUAAACCCGCGGGCUUCAACAACGAUGGACAAGAGCGCGGCUUGUUUAGUAGGAAACGGGAUAUCGUGAACCAGAUUCUAAGCCCGACCGUCAAGCAUUUCGGGUUCGACGGAGCUAGCAACUCGCCGUUUAGUAGGAGAUCGCCGCCUCCGAGAGGUAUCGAAACUCCCCCGUAUCCCCUACGCCAACCGGCCUACUCUGAAGUCUCAUCCGAAUCAGACUUCGACUACGACCGCGGCGCGCUGCUCAGCCUAUCGGACUCGGUGCGGGCCAGCCUGCAGCACCACAAGACCAUCGGGCCGGACAACGAGCAGCUCAGCGCGUUCCUCGAGGCGGCGCAGCGCGACGAGGAGCUUAGGAGGCCCGCGCUCGACUUCGAGACCGUGGAGUACGCGCGGCUAGACAAGCUGCUCGCGGAGCUGCUGCAUCAUGCCGAUGUGCUGCGGAUGUCGACGUCGUCGAUGUCGGUGGGGCUAGAGACAGAGCUGAUCACGCCGGUUAGGAGCACGCACGAGACGCAUAACCCGCACAUCGGCACCUGGACAGCUAGGAACGGCGGCGCGGGGGGCGGUGCGGGGAGGAAGCGGGAAACCCAGGCGGUAGCGGAGUUGUCGCCUAGGUACGGCGCCGACCUGGCCGCGGCUAAGAACCUGCUGCGCGCGUGGCGGAGGAGAUUCAGGGAGCAGUAUUUCAUGAUGGAUCAGCAUCGCUGCGCGGUGCUGGUUAAGGGCGGCAGGCUCAAGGAUGUUAGCUUCGAUAGCUCGCUGUCGUAUGAUUUGGGCAAGUGGCAUACGAAGGUUAGUGAUCCGAUUUCGGAACUAGAGGGGAAUUUGGGGUUUGAGACUGGACACUGGUGGCUGAAUCUUACGUGUGCCGAACGCGAUGGCAUAGUGGCGAGCUCGUUCGAGAAACCGACGAAGGGGCGAUAUGGAAUUACGGCGCUGCCGCUGAUGACGGGACAAGAGGAGAUGAUACGCCCGAAUACGUAUAAAUAUGUGCGUGUUGGGAGGGCCAAGGAUAUGCACAUCGCUCUGAUAUCCCAGGUCGGCCGACAGAUCCGGGUUCUUCGGGGAUAUAGGUUAAAAAGCAUACUCGCGCCACAAGCUGGCGUUCGGUAUGAUGGACUAUUCACCAUCAAGCAAUACGGAUCCAAGCAAGACAGCAAGACAAACCUCUGCCGCCUCGAACUGACCCUCGAACGUGCCCCGAACCAGAAGAAGACUCUAGAGGAGAUUAGGAAGAUCCCUAGGCCGUCUCAACUCGAUGAUUGGAAUUUGUACGAGAAGCUCGAGGGAGACAAGAUUAAGCUGCUUCAGGGGGAGUCGAGUUACUUGGAGUGGAAGCUCAGACGCCAAGAGGAAAAUAUCGAAAGAGAGGAUUGGAGAAGAGCGAGGCUGUUUAAAGCUUCUUUCGCCCAUUGA